AUUAAAUUAGUUCUAUUCCAUUAUAUAUAAGCAUAUUGAAUACAAACUAAACGAAAACAAAAAAAAAUUAGAGUAAGACUAGAAACCUUUAUAGGAAAAAUCAAAUUCGCAAUGUCUCUGCACAUUAAAAAAAAGGAUACUUUGUUGUGAAAACCAAUCAUAAACAAAAUAUGCACAAAUGACAAUAAUAUGAAAUAUUAAGGAUAUUAGCAAAGUGAACAGGUAGACUUCUAACUAGUUUGUUUUAAUGGAUAAGGUAAGAAAAGAUAGAAAUAAUAGUAACACUUAAAUAAAUAAAUUUGCACAUUAGGGAAUAUAACUAUAGACACUCAGUAAAUCGAAGGUUUACAAAAACACGCCAAUCAGCAGCAACUAUUAUACAAUUUUCAUCAUAUUUAAAUAUAAUAACAAUACGAAUUAAAUUACGAGAGAGAAAAAUAUACAAAUUAAGGUGAAAUAUAUUAGAAAAAGAUCAAAUAAGAUACCGUUAAUGCAACAAAGAAAAAGACAUGGUUGUAAGGUAAAUACAACAACAACUACUACUAAUAGUAGUAGUAAUAGUAAUAGUAGUAUGAGUUGAUUAUGCGCAUCUUUCAGAAGACUUUUAUACAUAUUCUGCAUUUACAUAAUAAUAAUAAUAAUAAUAAUAAUAAUAAUAAUAAUAAUAAUAAUAAUAAUAAUUUUAAUAUUGCACUUACUAGAAACAAAAUGAAAAAUGAUAAAAUAAUAAUUGGAACGGACAAGAUAGUAUUAGAAAAUGUAUUACAGGCAUUUGUAUACUAUUAUACAGAGAAAAUAAUUUCAGAUUACUUUCAUGUUGAAAAUGGAGAGUUAAAAAAAAAGAAGAAAUUUAGACGUCAGCUCAAACUAUACACAAUUACAAAAAUCAGUAAUGUUAAUUUAAGUCGAAAAAAGUCAGUAGAAAAAAACAACCUCCUCCUUUCACCUUCAAAUGUAACAAAAGUAAAUGAAUUUGCUCAUGGGCAAUAUAAAACAUUAGCUUACAUUGAAUAA
This is a messenger RNA of Schistosoma guineensis, 1014 nucleotides long. The record is from the annotation of a GenBank genome assembly. Lineage: Eukaryota; Metazoa; Platyhelminthes; Trematoda; Strigeidida; Schistosomatidae.